This is a messenger RNA of Monoraphidium neglectum, 204 nucleotides long. RefSeq lists its product as hypothetical. The annotation marks the transcript as partial. Lineage: Eukaryota; Viridiplantae; Chlorophyta; Chlorophyceae; Sphaeropleales; Selenastraceae. The transcript has a single exon. The record is from RefSeq and is a predicted model, not a curated record.
CAGCAGCAGCAGCAGCAGCAGCAGCAGCAGCAGCAGCAGCAGCAGCAGCAACAGCAGCAGCAGCAGCAGCAGCAGCAGCAGCAGCAGAAGACCAACCCUGGCAAAAGCAGCAGAAACAAAGAAAGCAGCCACAGGGAAAUCAGCAGCAGAUACAUCAGCAGCAGCAGCAGCCGUUUCCUCCCUCCAUCCCGCGCCGCACCUUGA